This is a messenger RNA of Stereum hirsutum FP-91666 SS1, 1000 nucleotides long. RefSeq lists its product as uncharacterized. NCBI's taxonomy places the organism in Eukaryota, Fungi, Basidiomycota, Agaricomycetes, Russulales, Stereaceae. The coding region runs from base 62 to 1000 and encodes 312 amino acids. The record is from RefSeq and is a predicted model, not a curated record. The transcript has 5 exons.
GAGACUUCUGAAGCUCGAGGGUGCUUCUACGGAUGAAGAGAAACAAGACGAAGGAGAGAGCAUGCCCAUGCAACCACUGCCUGGUCCAGAAGCCAAAGAGGACGGCGAGGCGAAAUUUCAGUCCGAAAGACCACUUGACGAGCGCAAGCUCGACUACAUCCAUUCCACACCAGGUGCCCAACCUCGUACCCAGUCCUCCGUCAAUAAAUCUAUAUCGCAACUACUCGCGCGUAACCGACUACGAAACGAUUCCUCCAAUCGUUCUGAGUUUCUAUAUCCGCAUCCUUCUAAACGGCGUCGUAUUGAUGGGACACCUGGCCCGUCCUCACUCAACACGGGCUCAUGUGCACGCACCGAUGCAAAGCCGAUCAACAGGGACGUCAUGAUGAAAUAUGACAUAGCAAAGAACGAGGAGGGACCUUUGAGGAGGACGACGAACGCAAAUGCAAAUGCAAAUACUUCGGGUAAUGCUUCAGGUUUGGAUGCUACGAAAUGUGAAGCAGGCGAGGAUGUGAGUGCGGAUAUGGGCGUCGGGGUGGGGGCGGAUGGGAAGGAGUCUGUGACACCUGAGCGUUACCCGCCUUUGGACGAAAGAUUGAAAAACUUGGAGACGCAUCUGGCAGUGAGAUAUGUGCCUUCGCCGCCAGUAUCUUUAUUAUAUCGUCUGCAGUACCUCGAAGACCAUAUCAUACGACUAGAGAAAGACCACCCGCCAUGGGCAGCUUUGCACUUCAACCAGCCUCGCCGCGGUUGGCCACCUCCACCUCGCCCAACACCAAUUAUUGUUCCUUCUCACCUGACAUCAUCUGCACCCCAUUCGUCCAUUGGCCCAACACAGACAUCUGCAUCCGCAUCUCCUUCAGCAGCUGGUUCUGGUGCCGCUGAGGGAAAGACUAAGAAGAGUAAGGGGAGGCAAAAGUCGAGUCUGCAUAGAGCUGUAUUGGAGAGACUGGAAGUGCAGAAAGCUAUGAGCGACUUGAAGGGAAUAGGACCAGGAUGA